CUCAGCGUCCGCGUUUCACUCAUGGCAGGCAGCUCUUCAGAGAAGCUGGACCUUGUUGUCCAGAAAAUCAGACCAUUCCCUGAUUUUCCCACCAAAGGUAUACUGUUUUGGGAUAUCUGCCCCAUUCUGAAAGAUCCUAAAGCUCUAGCUGCUGUUAUAGACCUGUUCGAGGAGCAUGUCAGGCAAAAACACCCAGAGGUGCAGUUGAUCGUAGGUCUGGAUGCCAGAGGUUUCCUGUUUGGGCCUCUUUUGGCCCAAAGGUUAGGAGUAGGCUUUGCUCUGGUCAGGAAGAAAGGGAAGCUCCCCGGCCCCACAGUGUCUGUAGCGUACAGUCUCGAGUACGGCACGGCUGAAGCAGAGAUUCAGGAGGAUGCUGUGGAACCAGGACAGAAGGUUCUACUCGUUGAUGACCUGCUGGCUACUGGGGGGACGUUGUAUGCAGCGUGUGAGCUGAUGAAGAAGCAGCAGGCCGAAGUUUUGGGCUGUUUAGUGGUGAUCGAACUGAAGGACCUCAAGGGGGCAGAAAGGCUGAAGUCAUACCCUGUUUUCUCUUUGGUGCAACACUGAGCAGAUACUACCUCACCAGUCCAUCCUGAUUUCCGCUUAAAAAGUCUGUGUUUACAGCAGGGAAUAAGUACACAUCCCUUAGACUGAAGUGUUUUGUCUCUUUAAACUGAAAAUGUCAUAGAAGCCGUUUGUCAUUGUCACUGAGCUGGUCCAUGUACGGUCAGGUCCAAGUAUUUGGACACUGACACUUUUUUUAAUUUUGCCUCACAUCAUCAAAACACCAGUGACCCAGUUCCAUUUGCAGCCAUAUAUGCCCAUGUCUUAACACUACCUCCACCAUGUUUCCAGAUGAUGUACUAUGCUUCUCCAUACUGUUAUCUCCAUACUCCGUACCGUCAUUCUGGUACUAGUUAACUGCGGUUUCAUCACUCCAAAGAAUCUUAUUCCAGAACUGGGCAGGCUUUUUUGGAUGUUUUCUAGCAAAGUCUAAACUGGCCUUUUAGUUCCUAUGUUCACUUCAGUGGUUUCCACCUUUUUAGCCUGUGAAGAUGGAGGGACUGUGUAAAAAUGGCUCCAGUUCCUAAACGGUUAAUGCAGUAUUUUUUUGUUCAGCCUCUUGAAUUAAAGCUGAAAGUCUACACUUCAAUCACAUCUUGACCGUUUCAUUUCGUAUCCAUUGUGGUGGUGUAUAGAGGCAAAAUUACAAAACUUGUCACUGUCCAAAUACUUGACCUGACUGUAUGUGCUAUUUAAAGGGGACCUUUGCUCUCUCUAUGUGAAGUGAUGCAUGAUUGAGUUGCAUUUCAAAUGUAAAUUUAAUAGUCAGCAUGUCUUAAUAAGAAGCAAUAUGUUCAUAUCGUAUGCAGCCAAAUACCUUGUUUACUCAUCCCUUUAUUUGGGAUAUAAAUAAGUAAAAUAUUACGGUAAUGGUAGCAUGUAGUAUUACACAAGCAAUGUCCUGAUUCUGGAUUCGAGUUCAUCUGUUUGUACUGUACAGGAUGAUUCAUCCGGUUUCAAAAUGAUUUAUUUCACUUGUAAAUCAUUACAGAUCAAUGCAGUGAACUGUAAAUGGUUUAAUGAGCAUAAAGUUUAUGUAAUUGUACAAGGUCUCAGUAUGAACCUCCUCCAGCUGUACAGACAACAUCAACGCCAUAGUCAAACCCAUCCCACACUGGAUUGAGCCUGUCAGACUGUUCUCACGGCUCUUUCAGUGCAAUUUCGGAGAUCGUCCAGUGUUGUGGAACCAACGACGAACGCUCUGAGCUGUUGGAGGUUCAUUGAUGACAAAAAUCACGUUGCAGUUAUGACGGAUUCACUCUUAUUGAAGUGGAGAAUGUAAAACGUUUUCUGCUCAGGGGUCUCAUCUCCUCUCAGACUGAAGGGAGCCAUCUUCCGGUGACAGUCAGAAACUCUAUGACCCCCUCUUUCAUUUGGUAUGUGAUUGGUUCCUAGGCACCUCACAGUUGUAAAAAUAUGGUACUUUGAAAUCAGAUGAAUCUUGUUGAAUCACCCUGUAUUUUGGACUGUUGUGUUUGUUUUGGGACUUUAACAGCAUAGCAGUUAAAGAGGGCAUUAGUCGUGAGGUCUGACCUGCCUGUGUAAUUAGUGUGAUUACAUGUUUAAUAUCUUAAAGCCACUUUAGGGUAAGUAGAACGCUCCAUUAUACUUCAUACCUUUGCAGUAGAAAAUAUGUAUUAGGGACGCACUAAUAUGGGAAUUGUGGGCCAAUGACAGUACCAUGUAUUAGUCAUGCACUUACUAUGUUGAUGCCAAUACACAAAUGUAGAAGAUGGAACUAAAUUCACCCUGAAUAUCGGAUUAUAUAGAAAUGUAAAAUGUAUCUGCAGUAAAAUGAGUACAAUUCAGACAUUUUAGCACAGUAGAAAUGUCUGAACAUUCCUGUUCUUCCAAAGUACAAUAAAAACAGCAAGUACUGAACUGAAAUCAGUCAAAUUUAAGAGGUUUAAAACAGCCGUCUUCUGAUUCCAUUGGCUCCAAUAUUAGUGUGCAUGCCUAACAUGUAUUGUUAAAUCAAAGUAUGAAAAUAUUACUUACAGUGCCUUUAUAAUUAUAUUUGUAUGUGAUUGAUUUCUUGCAGUUGUCCAAAGCGGUUCCAAAUCAAAAAGCUGUAAUUUGGUCUUGAUUAAAAGACUUAUUGAAAACCA
This is a messenger RNA of Colossoma macropomum (tambaqui), 2672 nucleotides long. RefSeq names its product adenine phosphoribosyltransferase (gene aprt). The transcript has 5 exons. Gene Ontology annotation, biological process: AMP salvage; adenine salvage. The coding region runs from base 22 to 567 and encodes 181 amino acids. Gene Ontology annotation, molecular function: adenine binding; AMP binding; adenine phosphoribosyltransferase activity. The record is from RefSeq and is a predicted model, not a curated record. Lineage: Eukaryota; Metazoa; Chordata; Actinopteri; Characiformes; Serrasalmidae. Gene Ontology annotation, cellular component: cytoplasm.